CUCCUCGGGGGCUUAUAAUAUCCCUAUAUGUUACAAUAGGGGGUACUUUAUUCACUAUAUAAUGUGCAUCCCUUUGGAACAUGUAGGAUAUAGAUGCACAGAAGGGGUUGGGAUGAUAUGGGGGAGGAUCUCUAGAGCCAGGAUCAUAUUUUGGGAUAUAGAAUGAUGAGGAACACCAAGCUAUCCACUGGGUUGGAAGUGUGAGCUAAAAGGACAACCACUAAGCUCUUUAUAGUUGAAUAUCAUUUACCAUUGUUAUGUGGUAUUUGUCAUUAGUGAUACUGACUAUAAUAUUCAUUCCUUUCAUAUGUUUAACUAACACAGGUGGGUAACUAGUGGGCCAUUAGGACUUUAUCAUACAACAUUGGGGGUAAAUAGACUGCAGGGAAAGACAAACUGUUGUACAAUAUAAUAGUAUUAAUGGAACAGCAAGCUGGAUUAGGUUAUGGAUGCAAAAACAUUUUUAACCUUUGUUUCUCUUUUUUUCUCCCACAGAUCUGAAAGGAAUUCCCGCGCAAGACGCCAUAGAAUCAGGAUGGCUUUCAGCUGUCCUAUUCUAUGGCUUAUUGUAUAUGGAUUAUUUUUCUUUUUGAUUUAUUCAACAUCAUCUUUUGAGAUUACAUCAACUACAGACGUAGAAGAAAAGGGAAUAUUCUGGAAAGCACUGGAUUUACCCAGUAUUAGGACCAAGCGAGAUGUCCACACUGUCAGUACCGACACUCUGAGAUAUCUUAUCCCAGUAGUUGUUCUGGCGGUACUGGCAGCCUUGGGAAUCAUUGGAUGGAUUCUGUUCUACCUCGAGAGGAGAAAGAUGAUACUGAAAUUACAGGCUUUUGAUGAAGAGAAUCCUCCAGAAGAGAAACCAAUAGAGCCAAAGAGGAAAAAGCUUAAAAAAGUUUCUAAACGCAAACAAAAGGCUGCUGAGCGAGAUAUUGAAGCGCAACUUGAGGAAGAAGAAGAGGAGGAAGAAAUAGGCGAUGAGCCUAUAGAACCUCCAAAGAAAUUAAAGAAGAAAAAGCCUAAAAAAGUUGCUAAAUGGAAACAAAAGGCUGCUGAGCGAGAUGUGGAAGUGCAGCUUGAGGAAGAAGAAGAAGAGGAGGAGGAAGAAAUAGGUGAUGAGCCUAUUGAACCUCCUAAGAAAUUAAAGAAGAAAAAGCCUAAAAAAGUUGCUAAACGGAAACAAAAGGCUGCUGAGCGAGAUGUGGAAGCGCAGCUUGAGGAAGAAGAAGAAGAGGAGGAGGAAGAAAUAGGUGAUGAGCCUAUUGAACCUCCUAAGAAAUUAAAGAAGAAAAAGCCUAAAAAAGUUGCUAAACGGAAACAAAAGGCUGCUGAGCGAGAUGUGGAAGCGCAGCUUGAGGAAGAAGAAGAAGAGGAGGAGGAAGAAAUAGGUGAUGAGCCUAUAGAACCUCCUAAGAAAUUAAAAAAGAAAAAGCCUAAAAAACAGAAAAAGAUUAAGAAAGUUGUCGAAAGUGACGAGGCUGCUGAACUAGAGGAGGAAGAGCAGCUUGAGGAGGAAGAAGAAGAAGAACCUCCUAAGAAAUUAAAGAAGAAAAAGGCUAAAAAACACAAAGCGUGAGUUUUUAACUGAUCUUCCUUUCAAUUGCCUGAGCCCCGGGCCCCGUCUGGCACAAUGGAGACCUUAUAACUUUAAUAAUUAUUAUCUGCCAGAUGUGUAAACUUUAUUAUUUCAAAUUAAUUAUCUAUAUAAAAAUAUUGUUCUGACUAAACUUUC
This is a messenger RNA of Xenopus tropicalis (tropical clawed frog), 1732 nucleotides long. Its product is annotated as ABC transporter F family member 4. The transcript is spliced from 5 exons. The record is from RefSeq and is a predicted model, not a curated record. NCBI's taxonomy places the organism in Eukaryota, Metazoa, Chordata, Amphibia, Anura, Pipidae. The coding region runs from base 446 to 1576 and encodes 376 amino acids.